Messenger RNA from Lactuca sativa (garden lettuce), 1776 nucleotides. Its product is annotated as putative receptor-like protein kinase At5g39000. Gene Ontology annotation, biological process: protein autophosphorylation. Gene Ontology annotation, cellular component: plasma membrane; plasmodesma. Gene Ontology annotation, molecular function: transmembrane receptor protein tyrosine kinase activity; ATP binding. NCBI's taxonomy places the organism in Eukaryota, Viridiplantae, Streptophyta, Magnoliopsida, Asterales, Asteraceae. The record is from RefSeq and is a predicted model, not a curated record.
ACUAUAUUUCACCAAAACAUGAUUGAUAAAAAAAAUUAGGGAUGUCGGAUUAUAAUUUCCAAGAGAAUUUGUGGGAAAAGCAGCCAAAGGUUGAUCCUGAUGAAGAGAUGUUAGAAACACAGAGGAAUUAUAUUGUUGUAAAAGACCCUAAACGAACGGUUCGUUUCUCUAACCUCCCCAAGCUCAACGAGGACGUUGUUAUGCAGCGUAGCAAUCAGAGAUCUUUUUUUAGUAGCACUGCUGACCUCCCCAAGCUCAGUGAGGAUUGUUUUGUUCGCACGUAUCAGGUCAAUAAUCUUACUUCACACCAGAUCAACAAGGUUGCUGUUAUGCCGCGUACCAAUCAGGACCCUAAACGAAGGGUUCAUUUCAGUCCUAAUUUCCCCAAGCUCACCGAGGCUGCUGUUAUGCUGCAUACCAAUCAGCCAAAGGACCUUAAAAUACCGUUUCAUGUCAUAAAAGAUUGUACCCAAGACUUUAACGAAAGGAAUUUUAUCGGAAAGGGUGGUUACGGAAGGGUCUACAAGGGAAUCCUUACCUGGGCCGAUCAUGCAUACCAACUAGUUGCUGUAAAACGGUUAGAUGUCACCGGAUUUCAAGGUAACAAAGAGUUCCGCACAGAGGUUACAAUGCUUUCAGAGUAUCAACACAAAAACAUUAUAAAACUUAUUGGAUUUUGUGAUGAUAACAAGGAGAUGAUCCUUGUUUACGAAUAUGCAAGCCACGGAAGCCUUGACAAAUAUUUAAGUAACACUACCAUGUCGGGUGGGCUAUCAUGGCCCCAACUCCAUAAAAUAUGUAUUGGUGUUGCGUCUGCAUUGGACUAUCUUCAUAACCACGUGGCUGAGAAACACAGAAUAAUACAUCGCGAUGUGAAAAGCGCGAAUGUGUUAUUGGAUGAGAAUUGGAAUGCAAAACUUUCCGAUUUUGGGUUGGCUAAAAUAGGUUUAGCAAAUCAACAUAACACCUUUGUGAUUACUAACCUUGCUGGCACAUAUGGUUAUACUGACCCACAAUAUGAAAGAACCGGGUUUUUAACAAAAGAGUCAGACGUUUAUUCGUUUGGUGUGGUUUUGUUUGAAGUUUUGUGUGGAAGGCCGGCAUGUGUUUUCGGUUACCAAGAUGAGAGGCGAUUUCUACAUCACUGGGUUCGAACACACUACAAAAAAGGAGAGCUGGAAAAGAUUGUUGAUCAUACAAUAAAGAAAGAAAUUAACCCAAGAACAUUAAGCAAGUUCUCAGCUAUUGCAUAUCAAUGCUUGCAUAAAACUCGGGAAGAACGGCCUACAAUUGCUGAGAUUGCAUUGCAACUUGGGAAAGCCUGGAAAAUCCAAAUGAACCAUGUAUAAGCAACCAGAUGAACAUGCUAUGCUAGGGAGACAUGGAUGAAUUAAAUGUAAUGUAAAACUUUGGUUUUCUAGUUAUGUAGAGAAACAACGAGACAACACAACACCACAGGUUGGUCUUCUACAUAGAGAAAAAAACACUGUAAGAUAAACAAAUAUUUUUUUAAAAUUUGUAUCUUUAAUACGUCUUUACGUGAAAGGCCUGUAAUCUUUGUUCUACGAACUUUCAUCAACUCCACAAUCCUCAAUAUAGUUGUUAAUUGAUGCUUCCAUACAAGGUGGUUCUCCCCGUUAACUUGUUUCGGACAACAUGUGUGAUAUUAGUCAUUAGAAGUUGAGAAUUAGACUUUAUAUAUGGAUGUGAUCUUUGACAAAUGGUCGCAUCAUAACAAUUCCAAAUGAAAAAAAGUUAACGUUGCAGAUAAAAUUA